GCCCAUGACCCAAAAUAUCCACCCCCAUUCGAAUUUCCAUGAAAUAAAUACUCAGCGCUAUUCAUUUUCACUCAUUCAUUCAGUUAUUCUAGAAACGUCUUUUGCACUCUCUCUCUGAUCAAAGCUUUCGUUCUCUCUGCAGUCAUGGAGUUUUGGGGUACUGAGGUUAAAAGCGGAGAAUCACUCAAGGUUGAGCCAGAAGAUGACAAGAUUAUCCACCUUUCAGCGGCAUGUCUGGGGGAGGUCAGCAAGGAUAAAGGGGGUGAACCAGUAUCCCUAUAUGUGAAGAUUGAUAACCAGAAGCUCCAACUUGGAACACUUUCUUCAGAAAAAAUUCCUCAGAUAUCUUUUGAUUUGGUAUUUGAGAAGGAAUUUGAGCUAUCACAUAACUGGAAAUAUGGGAGCAUCUUCUUUACUGGAUUUAAAAUGGAAUCUCUGCUGGUUUCUGAUGAUGAUGAAAAUUCUGAUGAUAGUAUUGAGGAAGAUAAUCCAGUUAAUGCUGCUAAUGGGAAACCUGAGGUUGAGGUUAAGAAUGGUGCCAAACCUGGUGUAAAUGAAGCUCAGCAAAAUAAGACAUCAGAUCCAAAAAAGAAACAGAAGGAUAUUGAAAAUGAUGUUAGUGCUGACGAUGAAGAAGAUUCAUCUGAAACUGACUCUGAUGAGGAUUCUAGUGAAGAUGAGCCCGUGGCGAAUGGUCAAAUUGAAAGUAGUGAUGAUGAAGACGAUAGCGAAGAGGAUGAUGAAGAUUCUGAUGAUGAGGAGACACCAAAGAAGACUGAAGGGGGCACUAAGAGGGUUGCUGAAUCUUCCAAGAAAACACCUGUGGCUGUGAAGAGAGCAAAAUUUGCUACUCCAGAGAAGACUGGUAGCAAGAAUGGUGUCCAUGUUGAUACUCCUUACCCUAAGCAAACUGUUAAAUCAGGUGCAAAUAACAAGCCGCCAAUGAAGCAGCAGACUCCACAGUCAACUGGAGAUUACAGCUGUAAACCUUGCAAAAGGUCAUUUAAGACUGAAGAUGCUUUGGGUUCUCAUAAUAGGGCCAAGCACAGUGCCAAGUGAAGGGUUUCUUAGCUUUAUUUCAGAAUUCAGAAUAGUGAGCAUCUUGAUGUUUUUUGUAUCUGGGGUGACCUGAAAAUACAGUUGUUGGUUUAGGAAAGCUGGCUGAUUUUUAUUUUAUUUUAAUUUCAUGAGUAUUAUUCAACUUGGAUUAUUAUCAACUUGAGAUCAAAUUCUGACUUUGGUUUUAUGGUCAUGUUUACCUUUUCAGUUACUGGUGAUUUUGUUGGAACA
This is a messenger RNA of Trifolium pratense (red clover), 1290 nucleotides long. RefSeq names its product histone deacetylase HDT1. The transcript is spliced from 10 exons. The record is from RefSeq and is a predicted model, not a curated record. Lineage: Eukaryota; Viridiplantae; Streptophyta; Magnoliopsida; Fabales; Fabaceae. The coding region runs from base 145 to 1059 and encodes 304 amino acids.